GCUUUCUAUUUUAUCAAUAGUGGAUAUAUUCCAUAAGACUUGCUAUCAAUACACGGUACAUUGAAAAUAGUAAUAAUAGAAAUGGGAAGGAGAGAGAAACUUACGAUUCCACGUGCGCCUCACGAUUCCCGAGAAACGAUGGCGAACCGAGUGAUCGGCAGCGCGACGAUAAAUACGUCUAAACAGUUGUAUAAAUAUUUAUUGCGUGAAUGCGAAAAAUUACCGAAACAUACGCAACAAUUUUACAAGCACUCGGUCAAGCAAAGCUUCAAGCAGCAUGUCUCGGAGUCCGAUGAAGAACGCAUCCAGCAAAUCAUGGAGAAAGCACUACUAGAUGCUAAAUGGGUGAUACAAAAGUAUAAUCAGCCAGGUGGUACUCCAACGCCCAAAUGAUAAAUCAACAUAAGUUGUAAUUGAAAUAUAUGAUAA
This is a messenger RNA of Acromyrmex echinatior (Panamanian leafcutter ant), 429 nucleotides long. RefSeq names its product putative tRNA (uracil-O(2)-)-methyltransferase. Gene Ontology annotation, molecular function: tRNA (uridine) methyltransferase activity. The record is from RefSeq and is a predicted model, not a curated record. NCBI's taxonomy places the organism in Eukaryota, Metazoa, Arthropoda, Insecta, Hymenoptera, Formicidae. Gene Ontology annotation, biological process: tRNA methylation.